GUCUCUCUUCUCCUUUCUGCUUCCUCCUCCUGGGAGUCAGUGGAUCUUCUCGUUCUGUUCACUUAGAAUUCCAGACUCAGUUUUCUAGCGUCAGAUUUCCUGAAUCCGUUUUCCUGACUCUAUUCUACUUUGAUCUACUUUCCAGGAUCCACAUUCUACAGCUGUCUUAAAGCUGUUUUCUGGAUUUGUUCUUUUUUUUUUCACUGAUUUCCAGUAUUUGUUUCCUGAAUCAUUUUUUUUCCAGAAUCCGUUUUCCUAACUCCGUUUUUCCAGUAUUCCUUCCCGGAUCAUUCCCGGGACUCUUCCCUGCUGUUGCUGAUGGUUUUCCUGAAGCCGUUCUAAUCUCGUUGCAGUCUUUAACUCCUUCAUGUCCUUAGAGUCUUGUUUGGAUUUGGCUUUUUAAAAUAAAAGCCCUGCUGUUGUUCAUGGCAGGUCUUUUACUCUGAAAAGAACAGGAAGUGGCGGUUUCGAGGGAGGAGCCACUUCAGCUGCAGAUGAUUCAAUUGAGUUUUAUGUAUUUAUUUGGCCCAAUAUCACAAACAAUUGUCUGGCAACGCUGAUGAGCUCUCUCUGCUGGCCCCGCCCCUUUGCAGCGGUCAUGUCUCUGACGGAGCAGACGUCGGACUCGGCGCCGCUCUUCUCCUCCGACAGCGAGGCGGACGGUCCGGAUGAGCGUUCCAGACCGGCGACAGAGCCGGAGGCGCCGGCCAGCGGCGUGUCGGCGAUGCGGGCGCGGCUCACCGUCUUCAUCCUCUGCUACAUCAACCUGCUGAACUACAUGGACCGCUUCACCGUGGCGGGUGUCCUUCCCGAAAUCGAGAACUUCUUCGGGAUCGACGAUGGAAAGUCGGGUUUGCUGCAAACAGUUUUCAUCUGCAGCUACAUGUUCCUGGCGCCCUGCUUCGGGUACCUGGGCGACAGGUACAACAGGAAGUACCUCAUGAGCGUCGGGAUCUGCUUCUGGUCCGUGGUGACGCUCGCCAGCUCCUACACCCCCAAGGAGCAUUUCUGGGCCCUGCUGCUGACCCGCGGGCUGGUGGGGGUCGGGGAGGCCAGCUACUCCACCAUCGCCCCCACCAUCAUCGCUGACCUGUACGUGAAGGAGAAGAGGACCAACAUGCUGUCCUUGUUUUACUUCGCCAUCCCGGUGGGCAGCGGUCUGGGCUACAUCGUGGGUUCUCAGGUCAGCAGUGCGGUGAAGAACUGGCACUGGGCUCUGCGGGUGACGCCGGGGCUGGGGGGCGUGGCCGUGCUGCUGCUGCUGUUCGUGGUCCAGGAGCCGAAGCGAGGAGCGGUGGAGGCGCGAGCCGAGGAGCAGCUGCACCGGACCGGCUGGCUGACGGACCUGCGGGCCCUCCUCAGGAACCGCAGUUUCGUGCUGUCCACGUUCGGCUUCACGGCGGUGGCGUUCGUGACGGGCUCGCUGGCGCUCUGGGCCCCCACCUUCCUGUUCAGAGCGGCCGUCUUCACGGGGGAGAAGGCGCCCUGCUCCGAGGCGCACUGCUCCUCCUCGGAUAGUCUCAUCUUUGGGAUCAUCACGUGUGUCACUGGCGUGCUGGGCGUGGCCAGCGGUGUGCAGGUGAGCCGGCUGCUGAGGACCAAGACGGCCCGCGCCGACCCUCUGGUCUGCGCCUCUGGUCUGCUGCUGUCGGCGCCGUUCCUCUACCUCGCCAUCGUCUUUGCUCAGUCCAGCACCAUCGCCACUUAUGUCUUCAUCUUCUUCGGGGAAACCUUCCUCUCCAUGAACUGGGCCAUCGUGGCCGACAUUCUGCUGUACGUGGUCGUCCCGACACGCCGCUCCACGGCCGAGGCGCUGCAGAUCGUCAUCUCACACCUGCUGGGAGACGCAGGAAGUCCGUACCUGAUAGGAGUGGUGUCGGACUCCAUGCGGAGGACGGACUCCUUCCUCUGGCAGUUCCGCUCCCUGCAGCUCUCCUUGUUGCUAUGCUCCUUCGUGGCGGUGGUGGGCGGAGCCUUCUUCCUGGCCACAGCCCUCUUCAUCGAAGAAGAUCGUAACCGAGCGGAGAACUACGCCCCCACAGAUGACGGGCCCAUCGUGGUGCCGAAGAGCGGCCGCUCCACCCGCGUGCCGGUGUCCAGCGUCCUGAUCUGACCCUGGAGUCGUCACCGUGGAAACGACAACGCUAACUUUUUACGGGUUUUAUGAACUUUUCCUCGCCUCUGGGCGCCGUUUGUCUGCGGCCUGCAGGCGGCGCUUUGGCCAGAGACGGAGCUGAUCUGUGAUCAGGAGGGAGGCGGAGCUUCCGCUGUACCUGCAGGAGUUUGUAGUGAAGGUGUUUGAACCCUCGGACGUUUUCAUCAACGCUUUCAUUCAGCAGCAGUUUUCUGUAGAACUUCAGGACCGCUGGACUCCUCCGGUCCUGAACCGCUGGACUCUUCCGGUCCGGGACCGCUGGACUCCUCCGGUCCGGGACCGCUGGACCCCUCCGGUCCGGGACCGCUGGACUCCUCCGGUCCAGAACCGCUGGACUCUUCCGGUCCGGAACCGCUGGACUCCUCCGGUCCAGAACGCCGUCAAUAAUCCAGAUAAUAAUUCUGAAGCGGUCCUAAACCUCAGUUAAUCUCAUUCCUGAAGGUUCUGGAUGCAGAACUUCAGGAAGUGUUGUGUUUUUAAAAACAUUGUUUUAUUUCAUUUAAUAAGUUCUUUAUCUUUUUAAAACAAUAAAAAAUGUUUGUAAUCUAA
Messenger RNA from Oryzias melastigma (Indian medaka), 2704 nucleotides. It is a transcript of the gene spns1, whose product is annotated as spinster homolog 1 (Drosophila). Gene Ontology annotation, biological process: transmembrane transport. The transcript has 11 exons. Gene Ontology annotation, cellular component: membrane. The record is from RefSeq and is a predicted model, not a curated record. Lineage: Eukaryota; Metazoa; Chordata; Actinopteri; Beloniformes; Adrianichthyidae. The coding region runs from base 560 to 2113 and encodes 517 amino acids. Gene Ontology annotation, molecular function: transmembrane transporter activity.